GCCUCAGUAUCAGCAGCUGGCAUCACCUCUCCUCUCUCCGGGCACUGUGCAAGGACAUGGCCAGCACCAUCCAUGGCGUGGAGCCGGAAACUGGAGGGAAUGAGCCUGUUAAAUUCAUCAGCAAAGAAGAGGCGAAGGAACUGGAGAAGGAGCUCUAUGAGGAAUAUCGAUUCGGACAGCAGCAGCUGAUCGAGAUGGCAGGCUACAGCUGUGCCAUGGCAAUCACAAAGGCUUAUCCACGGGCGUCUCUUCUCAGGAAGCAGCCAACUAUUCUGGUGAUCUGUGGCCAGGAGCAGAAUGGGGCUAUCGGCCUGGUGUGUGCCAGGCACCUCCGCACAUUUGGAUAUGAACCGACCAUCUAUUACCCCAAGCGUUCCUGCAAAUCCCUCUUCUUGGAUUUCACGGUUCAGUGUGAGAAGCUGGAUAUUCCGUUUCUCUCCUACCUUCCAGCUGAGGUGCAGUUGAUAAAUGAUGCCUAUAACCUGAUCAUAGAUGCGGUGCUGGGGCUUUCAGAUGAGAUGGGCCUGAAGGAGCUGUAUUGCAAUAUCUUGACUACGAUGAAACAUGUGAAAAUACCUGUAAUCAGCAUUGAUGUCCCCUCAGGCUGGGAUGCAGAGAAGGGGAAAGGUGAUGGCAUCAAUCCUGAGGUCCUCAUUUCCCUGGCUGUACCAAAGAAAUGUGCCACCCAAUUUUCUGGAAAGUACCAUUUUCUAGCUGGUCGCUAUUUGCCCUAUGACCUACAGAAGAAAUAUGAUCUCAACCUCCCAGACUACCCAGGAACUGACUGCAUAGUACAACUUUAAGAGCUUACACUAAAAUGACAGAUGCAAACAAGGAGAGGACUGACCCUAACUAGAAGCUCGCCUGGGUAAGCAUAGUGUCCGCUCCUGCAAUGGGAGAUGCACUCUCCAGAAAUCCUACCAUCAGCUCAUCUAGUUCCUUAGAAAGAAAGGAACCCCGGAAAAUGCAUCUCCUCGGGGAGGGAUUUGGACUGCAUUCUAGAUCAGCACAGUUCAAUUUUGUUUAGUUUAUCUGGUCCAGCUAGUGUGUUGCAAAAUGUAAUGGUUUGUCUUCAACUUUUAUCAAAGUUCUUCUGUUGCAGAGAACGACCUUUAUGUGAUUUCAAGAGACAGUGAACCUUUGGCCAGGCCAAAGUUUGGUGUAUCCCUUUGUGAUGUUUUUAACUGUGCAGCUAGCUGUUACUAAUGCUUAUGUUGCAGGGGACCAGAGCAUUUCAUGUAUCUGUAACGUUUAUAUAAUCCUAGCAAAUUCCCUGUUCAAUUCUGGAGGUGGAAAUGGGAAUGACACUGCAGACAUUGGGAAUGUUCCUAUUUUGACUUGUUUCAAUGCUGCUUUAACCUAACAGACCUUGGCAGGUGUAACGCCAAGCAUAUUACUGAGUGUGAGGGGGGAUGGGAGUCCCAUUCCUGAGCCCUAACAAAUCCGCAAGCACCCACCUACCUCUACACCCUCUCCAUUUCACCCAGCACCACACAGAGUGGUGUUAGUCUUGACAAUAGCACUCGCCAUAGUUGAUCAAAUGUCCCAGUUUCUGCUGACUCGCAGGAAGAAGCCAAAAGAGGAAGGAUCACUUGGGUUUAUGAACUUCUUUCUGGGAUUGUGAUUUGGGACAGGAUAAAGAAAAAGUUGAGGUGACGAAGGAAAAGAAUGUCGAUUGCAUUCUGAUUAAAAUCUCCCCAAGGCAGUAGGGAAUGUCUGUGUUAAAGUGAUAUUACAUAACAUUAUUAUUUUUGCUCUGGGUUGGCUAAGGAUUUUGGCGAAUGCCGGGUUGGAUGGAUAUAGAGGAAAGUGGAACAGGAAGGAGUUCACACUGAGGUCAGCAGUAAUUCUGUAGCAAAAUCAGUGGAAACAGGAAAAUAAGAAAAGCUGACAAAUGGAGGCAACCAGGCUUCCCAACCACCCAGAACUCAAAAUCUAUCCUCAAGAUCAUACAAGGCUUGGGCAAUAUUAGUGGGAGAAACCACCAGAAGCAAAAGGAAUAGAUGAAUUGCAACAGGUAUGGGAAAUGUGAUGACUUACUUCAGGCCUCAAGAGACUAAGUCACAAGGAAACAUUACUUUGCCACUGGGGGAGUAAAGUAUUGAUGAGAUAGGUCAUUAGCUUCUGCGGUGAGCUAAGAACAGGCACAGCUGUCAAACUAAUACAGUUUGUGUAAAGUCUGAGAUUUAAAUGAUUUUUGCUUCCCUCCUUUAGUUUGGAAUUAAGUACCAAAAAAUAUGUUACUCUAGUUGGUAAAAGGGGGUUAAUUCCUGUUUUGAUGAGGGAAUGAAGGUUACAGCGAAUAAUGUAUUGGAUAGGCCAAGUGACCAAGAUAUACAGGGUGGCCAAGAUCUUACUGAAUGGUGGAGCAGUCUUGAGGAACUGUAUGGUCAACCUUUGCUCUUGUUUUAUUAUUCUUUUAACCCUUAAUCAUUCCGGGGUCCCUAGUCAGAGGCCUGUCAGCAUCUAAGCAAUACAGGUUAUUAUUCCAGAAAAAUUAGAUACUUAAAAAUCAGCUCCUGGACUUUCCUUCUGACACUGUCUGACCCAACACGUAUCUCCAGCAUUUUCUGUUCCUAUUUCAGAUCUUCACGCUUAAAGCUUCUGCUGUCUAUUUUGUGAGUUCAUUAUGCUUAGAAUAUGUGCUUAUUGUAGUAGUUUAAUAAAUCAUCAGUAGACAUUGCAUAACUCUACUUAUGAGGAGUUAAGACACCAGGUGAAGUGGUCCUAGAGGGAAGGAGUAAUUAGAUUGGGGAUAUACAGAUGUAAUUAGAUCUCCCAUUUCAAGACAUGUAUUCUGACUUUAAUUUUAGAUUUUGCAUUAUAAAAUUCUGAGUUUCACAUUAACAAUGGCAACCAUGUAUGGAAAGAUGUCACACUGUAAUUACUCACUCCCGCCAUUGUUGGUGCUGUGAUUACAACCUGACAAGUUGAUAUAGGAUUUCUUUCUUAUAAAUGUGAGCUCAGAAUUUCAUACUGCAGAAGAAAGGGUGUGCUAUAGGAUUUUUAAUAUAUUACAUAAAUAUAUAAAUAUAUAGAUAUUAUAAUAUAUAUGAAUAAUUGGUUUUUGCACUAUUGACGGUGUGUUUUGACUCUGGGUGGAGUUUAUUCAGCAGUUGUACUCAUGGUGUAUAAGACAUAGGCACGACAUUCCACCUCUCUUACACUAUUAAUACACUUAGUGUAUGUGAGACAUGGUUCACUUUUUACUUUGCAUUAGGGGCAGGACUGUUCUCAUCGGAAGCUCACCUAAUGGCACACUUAGCUUGAUGUGACAGUGUAGAGAGAGCCUUACUUGAUAUCUGAGCUAGAUGGGACAAGCUUUGCUCUGUGUCAAACCUGUGUUGCCUCUACCCUGGGACUGAUUGAUGUGACAGUAUAGAAGAAACUUUAUUUUGUAUCUAACAUGUGCUGUCCCUACCUUGGGAAUGAUUGAGGAAACAGUGUUGAGGGAGCUUUACUCUGUAAUUCCUUGAGAGGUGCAAUCUGUCAGCAUUUGUUGUUACGUUGCUAAGAAUGUGGAAUAAAUGCUCUCUAUCAUUGAAUUGGCGAUAUGUAUAUACUCACACACAACAUUGCUAAUAUAACAUUCUAAGUCUGGUUGAUCUUUGUAUUUCAUCGAUCUGCUCAACCACAAAUGUGACCUAUUUACUGUUGUCAGCAAGAAACAUUUAACGUGCUCAAUCUGUCACAGUCACGGAAGAAACAAAUCAACUGAUUCCAUGCUACAUUCUUGCACGGUGUCUCUCUGCUGUUAUCAUCGACUACACCACCUACACUAACGUUCAUCAGCUGCUGUUGAUUUCUGAUGCUCCCAAAUUUUAGGGAUUUCCUGUAAACUCUGCCCAGCUCUGAACAGACACUCUAUUGUGGAAAAGGGAAGUGAAUUUUAAUGUUGUUACUUUGUCAGAUUUUGGAUUGUUGUUGACUCAAUUUGAAGC
Messenger RNA from Pristis pectinata (smalltooth sawfish), 3941 nucleotides. RefSeq names its product YjeF N-terminal domain containing 3 (gene yjefn3). The record is from RefSeq and is a predicted model, not a curated record. Lineage: Eukaryota; Metazoa; Chordata; Chondrichthyes; Rhinopristiformes; Pristidae. The transcript has 6 exons. Gene Ontology annotation, molecular function: NAD(P)HX epimerase activity. Bases 57 to 803 code for a protein of 248 amino acids. Gene Ontology annotation, cellular component: mitochondrion.